Blepharisma stoltei is the source of this 901-nucleotide messenger RNA. The record is from the annotation of a GenBank genome assembly. NCBI's taxonomy places the organism in Eukaryota, Ciliophora, Heterotrichea, Heterotrichida, Blepharismidae.
AUGCCAAACAAUUUCAGAAUAAUAACUUUCAGCUCGAGCUGUGUUGGAAAACAUAUAAAAUGGUCUAAAAAGCUUUACAUUUGGAAGGUCCAAAUAGGUUUCGAAGCUCAUACUCUUCAAUUUUUUGAAAGCAAAUUUUCAGGCCGCAGACGAGCUUUUUUAAAUGAAAAAUUAUAUCUUUUCGCAAGAAAAACUCGGCAGCUUGGACAAUACCCUUUAAGGAUAAGAAGCCAUAUGAUUUUAAUAUAUGAGAAAAAAGACCACAGUUUUGAUUUGAAAUUUUUUAGUGACUAUUUUAAAGCAUUAAAAAUAUCCUUGCCUAUCUAUUUUCCUAUAUAUUUUUUCUAAAAUAGAACUUUAUUUAUAAAAUUAAUUGUUUUUAUUAAUUUAUUCAGUUAAGCAUAAUACCAUUGCCAGAGAGUGAAUUAUAUAAAACUACUUGCAGCACAUGUGACACCUGCCAGUCAAAUAAUAAUGAAAUUAUGAUGAGAAGCAUUUCAUGCUACGAAACUUUAUCUCCCUACAUUAAUAUUGAAAAUAUAAAUAAUGAGAGUGAUGAAGUUGCCCAUAAAGACAAUUUCAACACUUAUAGAGAAGCAGUUGAUGCGUUAUCAUUUGCAAAAAAAACAAAAAUAAGAAAAUGGCUAACUGAGGAUUCGAGAUUUGAAAGGAGUAAAAGUGACUAUAGGGUUUGACCCUUAAUAGCCCGAUAAGGGCAGAUGAUUCCCGCGAAAUCAUCGAGUCGGUCCAACCAACAAGUGAGCUGGUCCGGCCAACGCACUAAGUUGGUUGGACCAACUCAAUAAUUCCGCAGGGAAUCAUCUGCCCUUAUCGGGCUAUUAAGGGUCAGCAGCCAUAUACAAGAGCAGCUUCUACUGAAAGUUAUAUUUUUAGAGAUUAA